AAACAUGAGUACAUUUCGUGUGUUACUCGUGUUGAUUUCAUCGGCUUGUGUUAUCAUUUUGGUGGAGACUACACCAGAUCCGGAUGCAUUUGCCGAUCCCGAAGCGAUGUACGUUCGAGCAUUUGCAGCUGCGCAUUCAGAUGAAUUUCAUGCAUUUAGAAUGCAGCAUCGCAGCAUAUUUGGCAUGAUGAGGAGCGGUGGCGGAGGUAGCAGUGGAAGUCAAACCAGUGGCAAACGCAUCAUUAUUAGAAGUAGAAAGUGUCAAAAGAAAAAGUGUAAACGCACAACAGCUGCAACGUCUUCCAAGUCAUCAACAACAAAGAAGAAGAAAAAGAAGAAGAAGAAGAAAUCUUCAACAAAAAAGAAAUCUUCAACAAAAAAGAAAUCUUCAACAAAAAAGAAAUCUUCAACAAAAAAGAAAUCUUCAACAAAAAAGAAGAAACGAUGUGCAUGCCGAUGCAAACUACGAUGCCCACGAAUCAAAACAGCAUUCACAACGUCAACCACAGCAUCAACGGCAAGUACGUCUACAACCGCAUCCACUGCAUCGACGACCAGCACGGCAAGCACAGCAUCGACAGCAUCUACGACAUCUACGGCAUCGACAGCAUCUACGGCAUCGACAGCAUCUACGGCAUCGACAGCAUCUACGGCAUCGACAGCAUCUACGGCAUCGACAGCAUCUACGGCAUCUACAGCAUCUACGCCAUCGACGGCAGCUACAUAA
This is a messenger RNA of Sitodiplosis mosellana (orange wheat blossom midge), 727 nucleotides long. RefSeq names its product spore coat protein SP96-like. The transcript has 4 exons. Bases 5 to 727 code for a protein of 240 amino acids. The record is from RefSeq and is a predicted model, not a curated record. NCBI's taxonomy places the organism in Eukaryota, Metazoa, Arthropoda, Insecta, Diptera, Cecidomyiidae.